GAGUUGACCAGUGCCCUCCUCCAUGUGAAGCUGCAUCUGUUUGUCCAGUCCUUCACCCUGGUCUUCUUCCCUGUUGCCAUGUGGCUCUGUAUCAAACUACUGGCUCUUACCUCCAUCAACACUUGGCUGCUUCGAGGGUGAGUACAGAGAGAGAGAUUUAGUGUGGCUGUGUUUCUAACUUUAACCCAUUUGACUGCUCAGAGGGAGGGGGGGGGGGGACCCUCGGAUGUUCCUAACACACAACUACAUACUGUAUGAGGGAGCAAGCGAGGAGGGGGUUAGAGAGGAAGGGAGGAGGAGUUAUGUCUAUGAGUGAAAGAGUCCUUUAUUCAGCCAGUGGUUCUACCUUAUGGUUGCCGUGGGUGAUGUGACCUUGACAAAGACCCUGUUGUGUCUCUCUCUCUCUCUCUCUCUCUCUCUCUGUACGUGUCAUCUAGGUUACAGACGGUGGGAUGUAUGCCCCCUCCUGUCUCCUCUGCUGUCAUACUCACCAAAGCUGUAGGCGGGAACGAGGUACGAACACACACCUCAACAUACACACACACACAGAUUGUGUUUGGAAUGACACCCUCUUCCCCAUUAGUACAGUUGGACAUCGUGUGUGUUCCUUUUUAAUAAAGAAAGGUGAUUAUUUUCUUCCCUCAGGCUGCUGCCAUCUUCAACUCAGCCUUCGGAAGCUUCCUGGUAAGACCGAAUUGUCUCUCCCUAUAAUGGUGCGACGUGGGGGCCUUGAGAUAGAUGGGCAUCCUGUGGGUGUUAGUCACAGGACUUUGUGUAUCAAAAUGCCUCCCACUACAGAAACCGGAGCUAGGCUCCUUCCCUGUUGGCUGUUCUGACUGGAACGAGGCUUUACCAACUUCCUGACUGUUGAGCCUAUCUAACGUGUCCCCUAUUCUCUGUCUACAGGGAAUAAUAGUGACGCCGCUGCUGUUACUGCUCUUUGUAAGUAUUUUCUACAUGGCGCCUUCAGAAAGUAUUCACACCCCAUGGACUUUUUCCAUAUUUUGUUGGGUUACGAAUUAAAGUUGAUUUAAUUGUUAUUUUUGGUAAACGAUCUACACAAAAUACUAUUGUCAAAGUGGAAGAAGAAUUCUAACAUUUUAUUUAAAAAACAUUUAAAAAAAAACAGUAAUAUAUCUUGAUUAGAUAAUUAUUCAACUCCCCUGAGUCAAUACGUUAAACUCCCUCGUCCUUGCCGAUGACAAGCAUACCCAUAACAUUAUGCAGUCACCACUAUGCUUGGAAAUAUGGAGAGUGGUACUCAGUAAUGUGUUGUAUUGGAUUUGCCCCAAACAUAACGCUUUGUAUUCAGGACAAAAAGUUAAUUUCUUUGCAACAUUUUUUGCAGUUUUACUUUAGUGCCUUAUUGCAAACAGGAUGCAUGUUUUGGAAUUUUAUUCUGUACAGGCUUCCUUCUUUUCACUCUGUCAUUAAAUCAUUUAGGUUAUUAUUGUGGAGUAACUACAAUGUUGUUGAUCCAUCCUCAGUUUUCUCCUAUCACAACCUUUAAACUCUGUACUCAUGGUGAAAUCCCUGAGCAGUUUCCUUCCUCUCCGGCAACUGAGUUAGGAAGGACACCUGUAUCUUUUGUAGUGACUGGGUGUAUUGAUACACCAUCCAAAGUGCAAUUAAUAACUUCACCAUGCUCAAAGGGAUAUUCAAUGUCUGUUUAUUUUUAUUUUGACCCAUCUACCAAUAGGUGCCCUUCUUUGCGAGGCAUUGGAAAACCUCCCUGGUCUUUGUGGUUGAAUCUGUGUUUGAAAUUCACUGCUCUACUGGGGGACCUUACAAUUAUCUGGAUGUGUUGGGUACAGAGAUGGGGUAGUCAUUUAAAAAUCAUGUUAAACACUAUUAUUGCACACAGUGAGUCCAUGCAACUUAUUAUGUGAAUUGUUAAGCACAUUUUUACUCCUUAACUUAUUUAGGCUUGCCAUAACAAAAGGGGUUGAAUACUUAUUGACACGACAUUUCAGCUUUUCAUUUUGUAUUAAUUUCUAACAUAAUUCCACUUUGACAUAAUGGGGUAUUGUGUGUAGUUCAGUGACACAAUCUCAAUUUAAUCCAUUUUAAAUUCAGGCUGUAACACAACAAAAUGUGGAAAAAGUCAAGGGGUGUGAAUACUUUCUGAAUCAAAUAAAAUGUUAUUUGUCACAUGCGCCGAAUACAACAGGUGUAGACCUUACAGUUAAAUGCUUACUUACAAGCCCUUAAUUAAUUUUCUUAAAACUGCAUUGUUGGUUAAGAAAAUAUUUACUAAAUAAACUAAAGUAACACAAUAAAAUAACAAUAACAGGGGUCAAUGUGCUGGGAUACAGGUUAGUCACAGUGAUUGAGGUAACAUGUACAGUGCAUUCAGAAAGUAUUCAGACCCCUUUACUUUUUCCACAUUUUGUUACAUUACGGCCUUAUUCUAAAAUGGAUUACAUUUGAUUAUUUUCCCCUCAUAUCUACACACAAUACCCCAUAAUGACAAAGCAAAAACAGGUUUUUAGAAAUUUUCGCAAAUGUAGAUUUUUAUUUUUAUUUUUUUAAAUACAGUAUUUACAUAAGUAUUCAGACCCUUUGCUAUGAGACUCGAAAUUGAGCUCCUUGAUGUUUCUACAACUUGAUUGGAGUCAAUGUACCUGUUACUUUAUCCCAGCCCCUAAUACUGCUACUGAAAGGGUUUUAAAAACCUAUCAUGGAGACACAUCCUCAUCCCUUGUUCUUCUCUCCCUCCAGCUGGGCUCGUCAUCCUCCGUUCCUUUCUCCUCAAUCUUCUCUCAGCUCUUCAUGACUGUGGUCGUACCUCUCAUCCUAGGACAGGUCAGUACACAGGUUAUAAACCCUUUAUUAACCUGCUAUAAACCCUUUAUUAACCUGCUAUAAACCCUUUAUUAACCUGUUAUAAACCCCCUUUUAACUGUUAUAAACCCUUAUUAAACCCGUAUAAAACCCUUUAUUAACCCUUAUUAACCGUUAUAAACCCUUAUUAAACUGCUAUAAACCCUUUAUUAACCUUAUUUAAACCCGUUAUAAACCCUUUAUUAACCUGUUAUAAACCCUUUAUUAACCUGUUAUAAACCCUUUAUUAACCCUUUAUUAACCUGUUAUAAACCCUUUAUUAACCUGUUAUAAACCUUUUAUUAACCUGUUAUAAACCCUUUAUUAACCUGCUAUAAACCCUUUAUUAACCUGCUAUAAACCCUUUAUUAACCUGUUAUAAACCCUUUAUUAACAUGUUAUAAACCCUUUAUUAACCUUAUAAACCUUUAUAAACCCGUUAUAAAACCUUUAUUAACCUGUUAUAACCUUUAUAACCUGUUAUAAACCCUUUAUUAACCCUUAUUAACCUGUUAUAAACCCUUUAUUAACCUGUUAUAAACCCUUUAUUAACCUGCUAUAAACCCUUUAUUAACCGGUAUAAACCCUUUAUUAACCUGCUAUAAACCCUUUAUUAACCUGUUAUAAACCCUUUAUUAACCUUUCUAUAAACCCUUAUGAACCCGUUUAAAACCCUUUAUUUAAAUGUUAUAAAAACCCUUUAUUAACCUGUUAUAAACCCUUUAUUAACCUGUUAUAAACCUUAUUAACGCUAUAAACCCUUUUUUAACCCGUUAUAAACCCUUUAUUAACCUUUAUAACUGUUAUAAACCUUUAUUAACCUGUAUUAACCUGUUAUAAACCUUUAUUAACCUGUUUUUAACCUUUAUUUAACCUGUUAUAAACCUUAUUAACCGUAUAAACCUUAUUAAAACCCGUUAUAAACCUUUUUUAAACCCUUUUUUUAAAACCCUUUUUUAAACCCUUUUAGACUAUAAAACCCCUUUCAAAUUAACAAGUGGGGACUUUUUAAAAAACCCUUUUUAUUAAACCUUUAGACUAAUUAACCCUUUUUUAACCGGGUAAAAAAUUAAAAAGAAAAAAAAAAAAUUAAAACCGGGUUAGACUAUAUAAACCCCUUUAUUAACCUGGUGGGCUUUAUAAAACCCUUUUUUAAACCCUGGUUGGGACAAAAAAAAACCUUUUAAACCCUUGGUGACUAUAAAAACCCUUUAUAACCGGAGACUAUAUAAACCCUUUUUUAACCGGGUUUAGCUAUAAACCCCUUUAAACCUGGUAAAAUUUAUAUAAACCCUUUAUUAAUGGGGGGACUAUAAAAAAACCCUUUUUUAAACCCCUUUUAUUAACCCCGGUUAAACCCUUAUACAAAAACCCUUUUUUAAACCCUUUUUGGUUUAGACUAUAUAAAACCCUUUAUUAACCGGGGAAGACUAAAAAACCCUUUUUUUAACCGGUAGACAAUAACCCCUUUUUUAAACCUGGUGGGGACUAUAUCCCCCCUUUUAUUAAAAAUGGUAGAUAUAAAAACCCUUUUUUUAACCUGGUAGACAAAUUAAACCCUUUUUUAAACCCUUUUUUAAAACCGGGUGGGAUAUAUAAACCCCUUUAUUAACCCUUUUUUACCCUGGUAGACAAAUUUUAAACCCCCUUUAUUAACCCCUUUUUUAAAACCGGGGUGGGGAAUAUUUCCCCCUUUUUUAAAAACUGGUGACUAUAUAAACCCUUUUUUAAACCUGGAAAGGACUAAAAAACCCCCUUUUUUAACCGGGGUUAGACUAUAAAACCCCUUUAUUCCCCCUUUUUUUAAUUAGACUAAAAAAAACCCCUUUAUUAACCCCUUUUUUGGGGGGACUAUAUCAACCCUUUUUUAACCUUUAUUAACCUGGUAGACUUUUAAAAACCCCCUUUAAAAAUUAAAAAAAAAAACCCGGGGUAGGGAUAAAAAAACCCUUUUUUAAGGAAAGACUAAUAAACCCUUUUUAACCGGGUUAAACUUUUAAACCCCUUUUUUUCCCGGGGAAAAUUAUAUAAAACCCCUUUAUUAACCUGGUAACGAAUAUCAAACCCUUUUUUUAACCAUUUAAAAACCUUUUUCCGGAACUAUAAAAAAACCUUUUUUAAAACCUGGAGAUAUAAAACCCUUUAUUAACCGGGGGGAAAGCCCAAUUUUUAAAAACCCUUUUUUUAACCCUGGUGGGACAUAUAAACCCCCUUUAUCAACCCUUUUUAACGGUGACUUUUAAACCCUUUUUUAAACCCUGGGGGACUAUUUUCCCCUUUUUUAAAAAUGGGGGGGACUAAAAAAAAACCCCUUUUUAAACUGGGUAGGACAUAUAAACCCUUUUUUAACCCUUUUUUUCCCUGGUAGACUAUAAAACCCUUUAUUAACCCCUUUUUUAAAACCGGUGACUUAAAACCCCUUUAAAAAACCGGGGUUAGCUAAUAAAAACCCUUUUUAACCUGGAGACAAAAAAAACCCCUUUUCCCUUUAUUAACCUGGUAAAAUUAAUAAAACCCUUUAUUAACCGGGGAAUAAUAAACCCUUUUUUAAACCGGGAAAAUAUAAAAAACCCUUUUUUAAACCCUGGUAGGAACUAUAUCAACCCUUUUUUAAACCUUUGGUAGAUAUAAAAAACCCUUUUUUAAACCUGGUGGGACUAUAAAACCCUUUUUUAAACCGGUAGAUAAAAAAAAAACCCCUUUAUUAACGGGUUUAGACUAUAAAAACCCUUAUUAACCGGGUUAGAAUAUAUCCCCCCUUUUAUUAACGGGGUAGAACUAAUAAACCCUUUUUUAAACCCGGGGAAAGGGAAUAUAAAAACCCUUUAUAACCCCCAACAAAUUAAACCCCCUUUUUUAAAGGGGUAGAUAUACAACCCUUUUUAAAAGGGGGGGAAACAAUAAAAAACCCUUUAUUAACCCCCACUAUAUCAACCCUUUAAAACCUACCUUUUCCCCCUUUUUAACCCGGGGUGGGACUAAAAAACCCCUUUUAUCCCCCUUGAAUUAGACUUUAUAAACCCCUUUUAAAAAACCCUGUAGACUAAAAAACCCCUUUUAUUAACCUGGUGGGACUAUAUAAACCCUUUUUUAACCCGGGUAGACUAAAAUAACCCCUUUUUAUUAAAAAAAAAACCUGGUGACAUAAAACCCUUAUUAACCGGGUUUAGACUUUUAAAAACCCCUUUUUAAAACCCGGGGAAAGCCCAUAAAACCCCUUUUAUUAACCCUUUUUUAAACCCGGGUUUCGUUUUUAUAAAACCCUUUUUUAAACCCUGGUAGACAUAAAAACCCUUUAUUAACCCUUUUUUAACCUGGUGGAAAUAUCCCCCCUUUUUUAUUAACCUGGUAGACUAUAUCAACCCUUUAUUAACCUGGGAAAUUUUAACUAAAAAACCCUUUUUUUAACCCUUGGUGGGCCUAUUUUAAACCCCUUUUUUAAACCCUGGUGGGGCCUUUUUAAAAACCCUUUAAACCCUUGGUGGGGAUAUAAAACCCUUUUUUAAACCUGGUAGAAUAUAAAACCCUUUUUUUAAACCUGGAAAGACUAUUUUAAACGUUUUAUUAACCUGGUAGACUAAAAAACCCUUUUUUAAACCCUGGAGACUAUUUUGAACCCUUUUUUAAACCCGGGUACGAUAAAAAAAGCUUUUUAAACCCGGGUAGCCUAUAUAACCCUUUAUUAACCUGGUGACUAUUUUAAACCCUUUUUUUAAACCGGGUAGACUAAUAAAACCCUUUUAUUAACCUGGUGACUAAUAAACCUGUUUUAAACCUUGGUAGACUAUAGGAACCCUUUUUUAAACCCGGGUUGACUAUAUAAACCCGUUUUAACUGGAGACUAAAAAACCCUUUAUUAACCUGGUAACUAUAUGAAACCCUUAUUAACCUGGUUUAGACUUAUAAACGCUUUAAACCUGGGAAACCCUAUUUUAAAAAAACCCCCUUUUUUUAAACCUGGUAGACAAAAAAAAACCCUUUUUUAAAACCUGGUAAAACUAUUUUGAACCCUUUUUUAAAACCGGGGAAGGACUAUAUAAACCCUGUUUAAAACGGGGUAGACUAUAUAAACCCCUUUUUUAAUGGUGACUAUAAAAACCCCUUUUUUAAACCCUGGUGGGAUUUUAAAAAACCCUUUUUAAUGGUGGGACUAUAUCAACCCUUUUUUAAACCGGGUUAGACAAAAAACCCCUAUUUUUAACGGGGUUAAGACUAUAUAAACCCUUUUUUAAAACCUGGUAAAGGGACUUUUAAAAAACCCUUUUUUAAACCCGGGUGGGGACUAUAUAAACCCUUUAUUAACCUGGUAGACUAUAUAAACCCUUUAUUAACCUGGUAGACUAUAUAAACCCUUUAUUAACCUGGUAGACUAUAUAAACCCUUUAUUAACCUGGUAGACUAUAUAAACCCUUUAUUAACCUGGUAGACUAUAUGAACCCUUUAUUAACCUGGUAGACUAUAUAAACCCCUUAUUAAACCCUUUUUUUUAAACCGGGUAAAAUAUAUUAACCUUUUUUAAACCCUUUAUUAACCGGGUAGACAUUAAACCCCCUUUUUUUAACCUGGAGCCCAUAUAAACCCUUUUUUAAACCCGGGUAGAUAUAAAAACCCCUUUUUAAAACUGGUAGGUAGACUAUAAAAAACCCUUUUUUAACCUGGUGGGAAUAUAUCAACCCUUUUUUCCCCCUUGGUAGAUAAAAAAAAACCCUUUUUUAAAUGGUAGAUAUUAAAACCCUUUAUUAACCUGGUAGACUAUAUCAACCCUUUAUUAACCUGGUAGACUAUAUCAACCCUUUAACCUGGAGAUUAAAAUAAAACCCUUUUUUAAACCGGGUAGACAUUUUAAACCCUUUUUUAAAACCCUUUUUUAACUGUUAGACUAUAUAAACCCCUUUAAAACCCUGGUGGGAAUUUUUAAACCCUUUUUUAAACCGGGUAGCUAUAUAAACCCUUUUUUAAACCCUUUGGUAGACUAUAUAAACCCUUUUUUAAACCCGGGGUAGGACAUAAAACCCCUUUUUUAAACCCUGUUGGACUAAAAAACCCCUUUUUUAAACCCUGGUAAAAACUAAAAAACCCCUUUUUAAACCCUGGUAGACUAUUAAACCCUUUAUUAACCGGGGGUGACUAUAAAAACCCUUUAAAAAACCCGGGGUAGACUUUUAAAAACCCCUUUAUUAACUGGUGGGAACUAAAAACCCCUUUUUAACCUGUUAGGACUAUAUAAACCCUUUUUUAAACCUGGUAGAACAAAAAACCCCUUUUUUAAAACCCGGGGUAGACUAUUAUGAACCCUUUAAACCCUUGGUAGACUAAUAAACCCCUUUUUUAAACCCGGGGAGACUAUAAAAACCCCUUUAAACCUGGUAAAAUAUAUAAACCCCUUUUUAAACCUGGUAGAUAUUUUAAACCCUUUUUUAACCCGGGGUUUAAAAUAUAUAAACCCUUUUUAAACCCUGGUAGACUAUAAACCCCUUUUUUUAACCGGGGGGGACAUAUCAACCCUUUUUUAAAACCUGGUAGACAAAUUUUAACCCUUUUUUAAACCCCUUUUUUAACCCUGUUAGACUAUUAAAAAACCCUUUUUUAAACCCCCUUUUUUCCCUGGGGUAGACUAUAUCAACCCUUUAACCGGGAGCUAUAUAAACCCUUUUUUAAAACCCUUUUUUAAAAAUGGUGGAUUUUUCAAUUUUUUAAACCUGGGACUAUAAAACCCCUUUUUUUAAACCCUUGGGGACUAUUUUAAACCCCCCUUUUUUAACCCUUAUUAACCUGGGGGGGAAUAUACCCAAACCCUUUUUUAACCGGGAAACCCUAUAAAAACCCCCCUUUUUUAAACCGGUGGGACUAUAUCAACCCUUUUAACUGGAAAGGCCAAAUAAACCCUUUAUUAAACCCUUUAUUAACCUGGUAGACUAUAUAAACCCCUUUUUUAAACCUGGGUAGACUAUAAAAACCCCUUUUAAAAAAAACCGGGUUUAGACUAUUUUAAAACCUUUAAAACCGGGUUUGGGACUAUAAAAACCCCUUUAUUAACCUGGUAGACUAUAUAAACCCUUUUUUAACCCUGGAGACUAUUGAACCCUUUUUUAACCCGGGUUGCUAUAAAAACCCUUUUGUUUAACCGGUGGGGAACUAUUAAAACCCCUUUUUUAACCCGGGAAAAGACUAUAUCAACCCUUUAUUAACCGGGUUGAUUUAAUCAACCCUUUUUAAACCCGGGGAGACUUUUAAAAACCCCUUUAUUACCUGGGGAACUAUAAAAAAACCUUUUAUAGAUCCUUUUUUAACCUUUUUAAAAAGGCCCCAAAAAAUGACUAUAACACUUUUCCCCCCCUUUUAACCCAAUUUUUAAAAAAACCCUGUUGUAAAUCAUCUAUAAGCCCUUUUAUAAAACACAGAGUUCCUGAGAGACUAGCUAGAGGAUACCUCCGUUUCGGAGUCUAUAACACUCUAUAAAGCCUUUAUAACCCCUGUGUGUAGUUCCAGGUGUCCUGCUGGUUCCUAAGGGACUGUUUAGAGAGAGGAGGAAUCCUCCGUUUUGCAGCCAUCACAUUUAUAACACCCAUAUGAACCCCUAUAAAUGUGUUUAUAAUCUCUUUAUGAACCCUUUAUAACCUCCAGGUGUCCCGGAGGUUCCUGAGGGACUGGUUAGAGAGGAGGAAGCCUCCGUUUGGAGUCAUCAGUUCUGUGGUGCUCCUGAUGAUCAUCUACACAACCUUCUGUGAGACCUUCUCUAACCCUGAUGUUGAACUGGACCACCUCAGCCUACUGCUUAUCACCUUCAUCAGUGAGUCUCUCUCUCUGUCUUCUCUCUGUCUCUCUGUCUCUCUCUCUGUCUCUCUCUCUCUCUGUCUCUCUCUGUCUCUCUCUCUCUGUCUUCUCUCUCUCUCUCUCUUUCUGCUGUAUUUCUCAUGUCUGUCUUCUGUUCUGCGUGUCUAUGGUCUCUAAAACUCUAUCUGAUGUGUCUCUAUCUCUCUCUUAUCGAUCCUCUCGUUCUAUUUCUGUCUGUCUCAUAUCUGUCUUUUGCUUGUUCUCUAUCUUCUAUCUGAUCGUUGUCUCUCUUCUGUCUAUCUGAUCUAUGCGUUGUCUCUCUUUCUCUCUCUGAUAUCUUCUCCCAUAUUCCUCUCUCAUGCUCUAUUCUGUGUGAUGGUGUACAUGCGUGGUGUUUAAAGUAUUCUGUCUAAACCCUCUGAUCUGAUGCGUUGUCUCUCCCCAGUAUUCUGUCUAAACCCUCUGAUCUGAUGCGUUGUCUCUCCCCAGUAUUCUGUCUAAACCCUCUGAUCUGAUGCGUUGUCUCUCCCCAGUAUUCUGUCUAAACCCUCUGAUCUGAUGCCUUGUCUCUCCCCAGUAUUCUGCAUCCAGCUGAGCUUCAUGCUGUUGACGUUUGUCUUCUCCACACGGUGAGUUUAACAUUAUACUGUAUAUCUAGUACUGUCCUGCUGCAGCCACUGGCAUUAUACUGUAUAUCUAGUACUGUCCUGCUGCAGCCACUAGCAUUAUACUGUAUAUCUAGUACUGUCCUGCUGCAGCUACUGGCAUUAUACUGUAUAUCUAGUACUGUCCUGCUGCAGCCACUAGCAUUAUACUGUAUAUCUAGUACUGUCCUGCUGCAGCCACUGGCAUUAUACUGUAUAUCUAGUACUGUCCUGCUGCAGCCACUAGCAUUAUACUGUAUAUCUAGUACUGUCCUGCUGCAGCCAACUAGCAUUAUACUGUAUAUCUAGUACUGUCCUGCUGCAGCCACUAGCAUUAUACUGUAUAUCUAGUACUGUCCUGCUGCAGCCACUAGCAUUAUACUGUAUAUCUAGUACUGUCCUGCUGCAGCCACAAGCAUUAUACUGUAUAUCUAGUACUGUCCUGCUGCAGCUACUGGCAUUAUACUGUAUAUCUAGUACUGUCCUGCUGCAGCCACUAGCAUUAUACUGUAUAUCUAGUACUGUCCUGUAUAUCUAGUACUGUCCUGCUGCAGCCACUAGCAUUAUACUGUAUAUCUAGUACUGUCCUGCUGCAGCCACUGGCAUUAUACUGUAUAUCUAGUACUGUCCUGCUGCAGCCACUAGCAUUAUACUGUUAUCUAGUACUGUCCUGCUGCAGCUACUGGCAUUAUACUGUAUAUCUAGUACUGUCCUGCUGCAGCUACUGGCAUUAUACUGUAUAUCUAGUACUGUCCUGCUCUGCAGCACUAGCAUUAUCGGUAUAUCUAGUACUGUCUGCUGCAGCCACUAGCAUUAUACUGUAUAUCUAGUACUGUCCUGCUGCAGCACUAGCAUUAUACUGUAUAUCUAGUACUGUCCUGCUUGCAGCCAUACUAGCAUUAUACUGUAUAUCUAGUACUGUCCUGCUGCAGCACACUAGACAUGUAUAACUGUAUAUCUAGUACUGUCCUGCUGGCAGCCCUAGCAUAUACUGUAUAUCUAGUACUGUCACUGUCCUGCUGCAGCCACUAGCAUUAUACUGUAUAUCUAGUACUGUCCUGCUGCAGCCACUAGCAUUAUACUGUAUAUCUAGUACUGUCCUGCUGCAGCCACUAGCAUUAUACUGUAUAUCUAGUACUGUCCUGCUGCAGCCACUAGCAUUAUACUGUAUAUCUAGUACUGUCCUGCUGCAGCCACUAGCAUUAUACUGUAUAUCUAGUACUGUCCUGCUGCAGCCACUAGCAUUAUACUGUAUAUCUAGUACUGUCCUGCUGCAGCCACUAGCAUUAUACUGUAUAUCUAGUACUGUCCUGCUGCAGCCACUAGCAUUAUACUGUAUAUCUAGUACUGUCCUGCUGCAGCCACUAGCAUUAUACUGUAUAUCUAGUACUGUCCUGCUGCAGCUACUGGCAUUAUACUGUAUAUCUAGUACUGUCCUGCUGCAGCCACUAGCAUUAUACUGUAUAUCUAGUACUGUCCUGCUGCAGCCACUAGCAUUAUACUGUAUAUCUAGUACUGUCCUGCUGCAGCCACUAGCAUUAUACUGUAUAUCUAGUACUGUCCUGCUGCAGCCACUAGCAUUAUACUGUAUAUCUAGUACUGUCCUGCUGCAGCCACUAGCAUUAUACUGUAUAUCUAGUACUGUCCUGCUGCAGCAAUUAGCAUUAUACUGUACAGUGCAUUCGGAAAGUAUUCAGACCCAUUGACUUUUUCCACAUUUUGUUACGUUACAGCCUUAUUGUAAAAUGGAUAAAAAAAUAAUAACUCUCAGCAAUCUACACACAAUACCCCGUAAUGACAAAGCGACAACAGAUUUAUUUAGAAAGUUUAGCAAAUAUAUUAAAAAUAAAAUAUUCAUACCCUUUGCUAUGAGACUCGAAAUUGAGUUCAGGUCCAUCCUGUUUCCCAUUGAUCAUCCUUGAUGUUUCUACAACUUGAUUGGAAUCCACCUGUGGUAAAUUCUAUUGAUUGGACAUGAUUUGGAAAGGCACACACCUGUCUAUAUAAGGUCUCACAGUUGACAGUGCAUGUCAGAGCAAAAACUAAGCCAUGAGGUCGAAGGAAUUGUCCGUAGAGCUCCGAGACAGGAUUGUGUCGAGACAUAGAUCUGAGGAAGGGUACCAAAACAUGUCUGCAGCAUUGAAGGUCCCUAAGAACCCUGUGGCCUCCAUCAUUCUUUAAAUGGAAGAAGUUUGGAACCACUACGACAUGGCCAAAAGUAUGUGGAUACCCCUUCAAAUUAGUGGAUUCGGCUAUUUCAGCCAUACCCGUUGCUGACAGGUGUAUAAAAUUGAGCACACAGCCAUGCAAUCUCCAUAGACAAACAUUGGCAGUAGAAUGGCCUUACUGAAGAGCUCAGUGGCUUUCAACGUGGCACCGUCAUAGGAUGCCACCUUUCCAACAAGUCAGUUCGUCAAAUUUCUGCCCUGCUAGAGCUGCCCCGGUCAACUGUAAGUGCUGUUAUUGUGAAGUGGAAACGUCUAGGAGCAACAACGUCUAGGAGCAACAACGGCUCAGCCGCGAAGUGGUAGACCACACAAGCUCACAGAACGGGACCGCCAAGUGCUGAAGCACGUAGCGCGUAAAAUUAGUCGGUCCUCGGUUGCGGCAUUCACUACCGAGUUCCAAACUGCCUCUGGAAGCAACGUCAGCACACUAACUGUUGGCCGAGCAGCUGCACACAAGCCUAAGAUCACAAUGCCAAGCGUCGGCUGGAGUGGUGUAAAGCUCGCUGCCAUUGGACUCUGGAGCAGUGGAAACGCGUUCUCUGGAGUGAUGAGUCACGCUUCACCAUCUGGCAGUCCGACGGACGAAUCUGGGUUUGGCGGAUGCCAGGAGAACUCUACCUGCCCCAAUGCAUAGUGCCGACUGUAAAGUUUGGUGGAGGAGGAAUAAUGGUCUGGGGCUGUUUUUCAUGGUUGGGGCUAGGCUCCUUAGUUCCAGUGAAGGGAAAUCUUAACGCUACAGCAUACAAUGACAUUCUAGACGAUUCUGUGCUUCCAACUUUGUGGCAACAAGGCCCUUUCUUGCUUCAGCAUGACAAUGCCCCCUGUGCACAAAGCGAGGUCCAUACAAAGGUGGUUUGUCGAGAUCGGUGUGGAAGAACUUGACUGGCCUGCACAGAGCCCUGACCUCAACCCCAUCGAACACCUUUGGGAUGAAUUGGAACGCCGACUGCGAGCCAGGCCUAAUCGCCCAACAUCAGUGCCCAACCUCACUAAUGCUCUUGUGGCUGAAUGGAAGCAAGUCCCCGCAGCAACGUUCCAACAUCUAGUAGAAAGCCUUCCCAGAAGAGUGGAGGCAGUUAUAGCAGCAAAGGGGGGACCAACUCCAUAUUAAUGCCCAUGAUUUUGGAAGGAGAUGUUUGACGAGCAGGUGUCCACAUACUUUUGGCCAUGUAGUGUAUAUCUAGCACGGUUCCUAUCCUGCUGUUGCUGCAGUCGCAUCUAGGAUUAUGGGGCGAACUCUAUUAAUCUCUACAGCCACUCUAGUAUUAUGGAGCUAACUAUUAAUCUCUACAGCCACUCUGGGAUUAUGGGGCUAACUAUUAAUCUCUACAGCCACUCUAGUAUUAUGGAGCUAACUAUUAAUCUCUACAGCCACUCUGGGAUUAUGGAGCGAACUCUAUUAAUCUCUACAGCCACUCUGGGAUUAUGGGGCUAACUAUUAAUCUCUACAGCCACUCUAGUAUUAUGGAGCUAACUAUUAAUCUCUACAGCCACUCUGGGAUUAUGGAGCUAACUAUUAAUCUCUACAGCCACUCUAGUAUUAUGGAGCUAACUAUUAAUCUCUACAGCCACUCUAGUAUUAUGGAGCUAACUAUUAAUCUCUACAGCCACUCUGGGAUUAUGGAGCGAACUCUAUUAAUCUCUACAGCCACUCUAGUAUUAUGGAGCUAACUAUUAAUCUCUACAGCCACUCUGGGAUUAUGGGGCUAACUAUUAAUCUCUACAGCCACUCUAGUAUUAUGGAGCUAACUCUAUUAAUCUCUACAGCCACUCUGGGAUUAUGGAGCGAACUCUAUUAAUCUCAUGCUGUAAAAUGUCAUCCAAUGUACUCCGACUGAUGUUGUAAAUGUGCGUGUUAGUCAGUCUCUGAUCUCUCUCUCUCUCUCCUCUCUUGUCUCUGCUUGUCUCUCCUCUCUCUCUCUCUCGUCUCUCUCUCUCUCUCCUCUCUCUCUCUCUCUCUCUCUCUCUCUCUCCUCUCUUCUCUGUCUCUGCUCUGUCUCUGCUCUCUCUCUCUCUCCUCUCUCUCUGUCUCUCUCCCUCUCUUCCCUGUCUCUCUCUCUCUCUCUCUCUCUCUCUCUCUCCCCCCCCCCCCCCUCCUGUAGGAAACAGUCUGGUUUUACUCCAGCAGACACAGUAGCUAUUAUGUUCUGUGCUACACACAAAUCACUCACCCUGGGUAAGUGGACAAUUAUUAUUAUGUUUUAUUUAUUUAACCUUUUAUUUUAUCAGGGAGUCAUACUGAGACCAAAGUGAGCCCUGAAUGACAUAAAUUACAUUUAAUAAUAAAUAAUAUAACACAUCAAAAUAUAAAUACAUGCAGAAAGAAAAGCACAGUCAUAAGAACCAAACACAUUCAUCAGUAAUCAGGUCCUCAAUCAGCCUUCUGAAAUGAAACUUCUACAUUGACCAGAUUGUAUUUGUAGGGGGUAGAUCAGCUUUAAUAUUGCAGAUAUAUUGUGGCUUCCAUCAAUAUAAUUGUCUGCAUCAUUUCCAAUCCCAUAUAUAUAUAUAUAUUUGUAACUAUAUAUUAUUUUAAAUAUACACUACCAUUCAAAGGUUUGGGGUCACUUAGACAUUUCCUUGUUUUCCAUGAAAACUUACAUGAAAUGAGUUUGAAUUGGAAAUAUAGCAAAAUGAAUAGGAAAUGAAGUCCUUUACAAGGUUAUAAAUAAUGUUUUUUUAAAUUGAAAUAAUAAUUGUGUCCUUCAAACUUUGCUUCCGUCAAAGAAUCCUCCAUUUGCAGCAUUUACAGCCUUGCAGACCUUUGGCAUUCUAGUUGUCAAUUUGUUGAGGUAAUCUGAAGAGAUUUCACCCCAUGCUUCCUGAAGCACCUCUCACAAGUUGGAUUGGCUUGAUGGGCACUUCUUACGUACCAUACGGUCAAGCUGCUCCCACAACAGCUCAAUAGGGUUGAGAUCCGGUGACUGUGCUGGCCACUCCAUUAUAGACAGAAUACCAGCUGACUGCUUCUUCCCUAAAUAGUUAUUGCAUAGUUUGGAGCUGUGCUUUGGGUCAUUGUAGGAGGAAAUUGGCUCCAAUCAAGCGCCGUCCACAGGGUAUGGCAUGGCGUUGCAAAAUGGAGUGAUAGCCUUCCUUCUUCAAGAUCGCUUUUACCCUGUACAAAUCUCCCACUUUACCACCACCAAAGCACCCCCAGACCAUCACAUUGCCUCCACCAUGCUUGACAGAUGGCAUCAAGCACUCCUCCAGCAUCUUUUCAUUUGGUCUGGGUCUCACAAAUGUUCUUCUUUGUGAUCCAAACACCUCAAACUUUGAUUUGUCUGUCCAUAAUACGUUUUUCCAAUCUUCCUCUGUCCAGUGUCUGUGUUCUUUUGCCCAUCUUAAUCUUUUCUUUUUAUUGGCCAGUCUGAGAUAUGGCUUUUUCUUUGCAACUCUGCCUAGAAGGUCAGCAUCCCGGAGUCGCCUCUUCACUGUUGACGUUGAGACUGGUGUUUUGCGGGUACUAUUUAAUGAAGCUGCCAGUUGAGGACCUGUGAGGCGUCUGUUUCUCAAACUAGACACUCUAAUGUAUUUGUCCUCUUGCUCAGUUGUGCACCGGGGCCUCCCACUCCUCUUUCUAUUCUGGUUAGAGCCAGUUUGCGCUGUUCUGUGAAGGGAGUAGUACACAGCGUUGUACAAGAUCUUCAGUUUCUUGGCAAUUUCUCACAUGGAAUAGCCUUCAUUUCUCAGAACAAGAAUAGACUGACGAGUUUCAGAAGAAAGUUAUUUGUUUUGGGCCAUUUUGAGCCUGUAAUCGAACCCACAAUUGCUGAUGCUCCAGAUACUCAACUAGUCUCAAGAAGGCCAGUUGUAUUGUCUAACUGUAAGUCGCUCUGGAUAAGAGCGUCUGCUAAAUGACGUAAAUGUAAAUGUAAUGUAUUGCUUCUUUAAUCAGCACAACAGUUUUCAGCUGUGCUAACAUAAUUGCAAAAGGUUUUUCUAAUGAUCAAUUAGCCUUUUAAAAUGAUAAACUUGGAUUAGCAAACACAACCUGCCAUUGGAACACAGGACUGAAGGUUGCUGAUAAUGGGCCUCUGUACGCCUAUGUAGAUAUUCCAUUAAAAAUCAGCCGUUUCCAGCUACAAUAGCCAUUUACAACAUUAACAAUGUCUACACUGUAUUUCUGAUCAAUUUGAUGUUAUUUUAAUGGACAAAAAAUGUGCUUUUCUUUCGAAAAAAAUGACAUUUCUAAGUGACCCCAAACUUUUUUGAAUGGUAGUGUACAUUUUAGAAAACAUUUCAGAGAUAAGAAAGAUCUUAGCUGAGAGUUAAUCAAGGAUUCUAAUAUUUUAGCUAGGCAAGAAAGUUUAGAAAUAGGCAGAUCAUUAUUUAGGUCAGAGGUCAAGGGUCACCACCUUUUGUGAAGGGGGAGUACAUGGGCCACCUUCCAAACCUUGGUGAUAGUACCAGAUAUAUAGUGCCUUGCAAAAGUAUUCAUCCCCCUUGGCGUUUUUCCAAUUUUGUUGCAUUACAACCUGUAAUUUUAAAUAGAUUUUUAUUUGGAUUUCAUGUAAUGGACAUACACAAAAUAGUCCAAAUUGGUGAAUUGAAAUGAAAAAAAUAACUUGUUUCAAAAAAUUAUAAAAAAUAAAUAACGGAAAAGUGGUGCGUGCAUAUGUAUUCACCCCCUUUGCUAUGAAGCCUCUAAAUAAGAUCUGGUGCAACCAAUUACCUUCAGAAGUCACAUAAUUAGUUAGAUUGCACACAGGUGGACUUUAUUUAAGUGUCACAUGAUCUCCAUGUCUCAUUAUAUAUACACCUGUUCUGAAAGGCCCCAGAGUCUGCAACACCACUAAGCAAGGGGCACCACCAAGCAAGCGGCACCAUGAAGACCAAGGAGCUCUCCAAACAGGUCAGGGACAAAGUUGUGGAGAAGUACAGAUCAGGGUUGGGUUAUAAAAAAAUUAUCCGAAACUUUGAACAUCCCACGGAGCACCAUUUUAAAUCCACUAUUAAAAAAUUUAAAGAAUAUGGCACCACAACAAACCUGCCAAGAGAGGGCCGCCCACCAAAACUCACGGACCAGGCAAGGAGGGCAUUAAUCAGAGGUAACAAAGAGACCAAAGAUAACCCUGAAGGAGCUGCAAAGCUCCACAGCGGAGAUUGGAGUAUCUGUCCAUAGGACCACUUUAAGCCGUACACUCCACAGAGCUGGGCUUUACGGAAGAGUGGCCAGAAAAAAGCCAUUUCUUAAAGAAAAAAAUAAGCAAACACGUUUGGUGUUCGCCAAAAGGCAUGUGGGAGACUCCCCAAACAUAUGGAAGAAGGUACUCUGGUCAGAUGAGACUAAAAUUGAGCUUUUUGGCCAUCAAGGAAAACACAAUGUCUGGCGCAAACAGAACACCUCUCAUCACCCCGAGAACACCAUCCCCACUGUGAAGCAUGGUGGUGGCAGCAUCAUGCAGUGGGGAUGUUUUUCAUAGGCAGGGACUGGGAAACUGGUCAGAAUUGAAGGAAUGAUGGAUGGCGCUAAAUACAGGGAAAUUCUGGAGGGAAACCUGUUUCAGUCUUCCAGAGAUUUGAGACUGGGAGGGAGGUUCACCUUCCAGCAGAACAAUGACCCUAACAUAACCACAAAUACGUGUAUUCUGGUUUAUGGACACAGCUACAACCAGGAGCUUGAAUUUCUUGGGAACAGAAAUAUUUUUGUUGACCAACUUUACUAACUGUAAAGACUCAAUGCACCCACUGUGUGAAUAACAAAUACCAUGAAUUAGAUCAAUUCCAUUCCAAUAAUUCCAUUCCAAUAAUUCCAUUCCAAUAAUACUGUUCCAUUCCAAUAAUUCCAUUCCAAUAAUACGGUUCCAUUCCAAUAAUUCCAUUCCAAUAAUACGGUUCCAUUCCAAUAAUUCCAUUCCAAUAAUACGGUUCCAUUCCAAUAAUUCCAUUCCAAUAAUACUGUUCCAUUCCAAUAAUACGGUUCCAUUCCAAUAAUACGGUUUCCAUCCAAUUCCAUUCCAAUAAUACUGUUCCAUUCCAAUAAUACGGUUCCAUUCCAAUAAUUCCAUUCCAAUAAUACGGUUCCAUUCCAAUAAUUCCAUUCCAAUAAUACGGUUCCAUUCCAAUAAUACCAUGAAAAUGAUACAGAUAUGGAUCAAGCUGAGCUUGUUUCCCAAAUGGUAAUAAUAUGUAUUUUCUCUUUCUUUACCCCUCCCUCUGUCCAGGUAUCCCAAUGUUAAAGAUAGUGUUUGAGGGGUAUGAGCAUCUCUCUCUGAUCUCCGUCCCCCUCCUCAUCUAUCACCCAGCUCAGAUCCUACUGGGUUCAAUACUGGUCCCAACCAUCAGGGGCUGGAUGAACGGCAGACAGAAGGUACACAACACACAGAGAUAUCAGAAGGUACACAACACAACACACAGAGAUAUCAGAAGGUACACAACACACAGAGAUAUCAGAAGGUACACAACACAACACACAGAGAUAUCAGAAGGUACACAACACACAGAGAUAUCAGAAGGUACACAACACAACACACAGAGAUAUCAGAAGGUACACAACACACAGAGAUAUCAGAAGGUACACAACCACACAAUAUCAACCACAACAGAGAUAUCAGAAGGUACACAAACACAAGAUAUCAGAACAAACACACAGAGAUAUCAGAAGGUACACAACAACAACACACGAGAUAUCAGAAGGUACACCAACACACAGAGAUAUCAGAAGGUACACAACACAACACACAGAGAUAUCAGAAGGUACACACACACAGAGAUAUCAGAAGGUACACAACACACACACAGAGAUAUCAGAGACACAACACACAAGAUAUCAGAGCACACAACACACGAGAUAUCAGAAGGUCACACACACAACACACAGAGAUAUCAGAAGGUACACAACACACAAGAUAUCAGAAGGCACACAACAACACAGAGAUAUCAGAAGGUACCACACAACACACAGAGAUAUCAGAAGGUACACAACACACAGAGAUAUCAGAAGGCACACACACAACACACAGAGAUAUCAGAAGGCACACAACAACGAACACACAGAGAUAUCAGAAGGACACAAACACAGAGAUACAACACACAGAGAUAUCAGAAGGUACACAACAACACAAGAUAUCAGAAGGCACACAACACAACACACAGAGAUAUCAGAAGGUACACAACACACAGAGAUAUCAGAAGGCACACAACACACAGAGAUAUCAGAAGGUACACAACACACAGAGAUAUCAAGUAAGUACACAACACACAGAGAUAUCAGAAGACACAACACACAGAGAUAUCAGAAGGCAAAAACCCAACACUAUCAGAAGGACACAACACACAGAGAUAUCAGAAGGUACACAAUCCACACACAGAGAUAUCAGAAGGUACACAACACACACAGAGAUAUCAGAAGGCACACAACAAACACACAGAGAUAUCAGAAGGCACAACCACACAACCACACAGAGAUAUCAGAAGGUACACAACACACAGAGAUAUCAGAAGGCACACAACACAACACCAGAGAUAUCAGAAGGACAACACACACAGAGAUAUCAGAAGGUACACAACACACAGAGAUAUCAGAAGGCACACAACACAACACACAGAGAUAUCAGAAGGCACACAACACAACACACAGAGAUAUCAGAAGGCACACAACACAACACACAGAGAAUCAGAAGGUACACACACACAGAGAUAUCACAACACAACACACAGAGAUAUCAGAAGGCACACACAACCAACACCAGAGAUAUCAGAAGGCACAACACAACACACAGAGAUAUCAGAAGGCACACAACACAAGAGAAUCAAAGGUACAAACACACAGAGUUUCUAUCACAGAAGGUACACAACACAACACACAGAGAUAUCAGAAGGCACACAACACAACACACAGAGAUAUCAGAAGGCACACAACACAACACACAGAGAUAUCAGAAGGUACACAACACACAGAGAUAUCAGAAGGCACACAACACAACACACAUAGAUAUCAGAAGGCACACAACACAACACACAGAGAUAUCAGAAGGUACACAACACACAGAGAUAUUCAGAAGGUACACAACAUAACACACAGAGAUCUCAGAAGGCACACACAUAACACACAGAGAUAUCAGAAGGCACACAAACAACACACAGAGAUAUCAGAAGGCACACAACACAACACACAGAGAUAUCAGGACAGGCACACAACACAACACACAGGAUAUCAGAAGGCUACACAACACAACACACAGGAUAUCAGAAGGCACACAACACAACACACAGAGAUAUCAGAAGGCACACAACACACACACAGAGAUAUCAGAAGGACACAACCACACACAGAGAUAUCAGAAGGUACACAACACACAGAGAUAUCAGAAGGUAACAACACACAGAGAUAUCAGAAGGUACACAACACACAGAGAUAUCAGAAGGUACACAACACACAGAGAUAUCAGAAGGUACACAACACACAGAGAUAUCAGAAGGUACACAACACAACACACAGAGAUAUCAGAAGGUACACAACACAGAGAUAUCAGAAGGUACACAACACACAGAGAUAUCAGAAGGUACACAACACACAGAGAUAUCAGAAGGUACACAACACAACACACAGAGAUAUCAGAAGGUACACAACACAACACACAGAGAUAUCAGAAGGUACACAACACACAGAGAUAUCUAUCUAUCUAUCACACCAGCCUUAUCUAACUGGGUCCCUCCGUUCUCUUCUCCCUGGUACAGCCUAGUCUUUUAUUGCAUUGAUACCUCCAGUACUCUACCUGUCCGGUCUGUGUGAGUAGAGCAACAUCACCUAACCUGUCUGUGUCUAGCCCAUUAACACAGAGCUACUCACCUGGACUUAAUUGGUCACAAAUGGUGCUAAUUGGCGAUUUAAUUAAUUGGUCUUAAUUCCUCAUUAAUUCUGAUAGAAUGCUUUAAUGUCGGUUUGGAGUGGGCAAAUCUAACUCGCUUGUGAAAUAUAAAGUUAUUACCAAUUUAAAUCACUGUUGUUUUGGCAGGGGAGGGUUUUGGCAAGGGAGGGUUGAACUGUGAUGAUGGCGGCUGGGUCAUUUUUUAUAAUUGUUACUUUUUUGCUAAAUGUAGCAUCAACGUCAGUCAACACCUGUUAAAUCAAAUAUUGUGUGUGCGCAUCUGUGUGUCCACAGGGAGUGAAGCUGACCGACCUGCAGCCCAUCUGAAGUGGACUCGGUGUCCAAUUCCCUACACUUCUCCCCAAAGUGUGCACUCAUUCACUCCCCCUCAUGGGGAGUAUCAUUUAUACUGUGACAGAAGGGACUACUUUCUUCCUCCUACGUAUCUCUCUGGCGGAGGGAUACAUACAGAAUCAAAAGUGCCUUAUCACAACCACCUGAGACCUCGGGCAAGACUCGCAACAAGUAGUCCUGCGCCUAACUGUUGUGAUGGUUACUAUGACACAACUUGUAUGAUGAUUCCAUGGUUUACUUUUAUACGAACAUAGAAGUCACUAUUUUUUGUAUCCCCAUGAAGAUGUUGUCAACUUCCUGUGAGACAAGAAGUACUACUGAUCAUCACAGGAAGUGGAUUCUGAGACGGCACCACCUGCCAUGGGCGGACAGACUGGCUGGGACUUUGUCCUCUUUCUAACUCUUUUUCUGGGGAUGUUACGUCAAUUAUAAGACUCUUUCUGACAAUCGGUGUUUAUAUGGUGUUGGACAACACUAGUUUACUGACUGUUUCUUACGCUUGUUUAGGCUUUUGGGGGGGGGGGAUUU
Molecule: messenger RNA, 22161 nt
Organism: Coregonus sp. 'balchen'
Lineage: Eukaryota; Metazoa; Chordata; Actinopteri; Salmoniformes; Salmonidae
Source: the annotation of a GenBank genome assembly